UAUUCCGACGUGAAGGCGUCCAUUUUGCCGGAAAAACCAGACGCGCCAGGGGGAAUAUUCUGUAUUAACAUCACUAGACAGCGAUCUGAGUCGAGGGUUGUUAUUAUUGUCAUUAUGUUCGACUUCUCAACGAGACGAGGGGUGUUUUAUAAGCUUUAAAAACACAGCACCAGAGCCUCCUUCUUGUUCUGUAUUCAGUGGUGAGUGAUCAGUAUAGAGCUGAUCCAGGAUCAGACUGCUGGACGAGCUGCUGCUGCUGUUCCGUGUGUGUGUGUGUGUGUGUGUUUAGUGUGAGUUGGGGAUGAAUUGUCGCUCGGAGGUGUUGGAGGUGUCUCUGGAGGCCCGGCAGGUGGAUGAGGCCAUGACGGCGCUGUUACACACCAUCCUCCUGCACCGCAGCACCGGAAAGUUCCACUAUAAGAAGGAGGGGACGUACUGCAUGGGCACGGUGGGGACCCUGGACGUGGACUGCGACUUCAUCGACUUCACCUUCGUGCGGGUUUCAUCGGAGGAGCUCGAGCGAGUGAUCAGGAAAACAGUGACCGAAUUUAAGGACGCACUCGGGAACUCGGGCAGUGAUGGAAUGGGCCAGAUCUCUCUGGAGUUCUAUCAGAAGAAGAAGUCGCGCUGGCCGUUCUCGGACGAGUGCAUCCCCUGGGAGGUGUGGACCAUCAAGGUGAAUGUGGUUAACCUGGCCAACGAGCAGGAGCGUCAGAUCUGCCGGGAGAAAGUGGGAGAAAAACUCGGCGAGAAGGUCAUCAACAUCGUGGAGGUCAUUAACCGGCACGAGUAUCUGCCCAAGAUGCCCACGCAGUCCGAGGUGGACAACGUGUUCGAUACCAGCCUGAAGGACGUCCAGCCAUAUCUCUACAAGAUCACGUACCAGAUUACGGAUUCUCUCGGGACGUCCGUGAGCACCACCAUGAGGAGGCUCAUCAAAGACACUCUGGCAUUAUAACAGGGUUAUAAACUCCUGUUACUACGUCAGCUAUCAUCACUACACACAGACACCCUCCUUAUUUAUCAGUCUGUAAUUAAUAUCAGAAAUAACCUAGCAGUCAAAAGUUUCUUCACCUGAUUAAAUCUCUAUUUCUUUGUUUUAAAGACAUUUAAAUGAAAGAAUGUGGUUGAAAUGUAAACUUUAAAUCUCAUGUAUAAGUUAAGUGCUUUCUUCAAGUGUUUCAGAUUUAAACUGCUUCCUUGAGUUGAACCUGAAACAGUAGAGAAUGGAGAGAGCUGGUAUGAGCAGAGGUGUACAGACUUUGUAUCCGAGCUCAUGUGAAGCUUUAGUUUUGUACAGUGUUUUUUCCGAAUAAACUGGAAAGGUGUAAAACUC
Molecule: messenger RNA, 1336 nt
Organism: Hemibagrus wyckioides
Lineage: Eukaryota; Metazoa; Chordata; Actinopteri; Siluriformes; Bagridae
Gene: atg101
Product: autophagy related 101
Exons: 2
Coding region: 302-958 (218 amino acids)
Biological process (GO): autophagosome assembly; autophagy
Cellular component (GO): phagophore assembly site
Source: RefSeq, a predicted model, not a curated record